UCCUACCACUGGAACCCACGACAACUUUUCCUCGAGAUGGCGAGCUCGACUUCCCUCGAGACCAUGGUCCCAUCAUCCUGUUCCCGGACCGGAGCUUCCACUGCCACGUCCAAAACCUUGGCCUUCUCCAUCGAGAGGAUCAUGGCCAAGACUUCGGAGCCCAAGCCCCCCUUCGAACCCCGGGGACCAGGGGGCCUGGAGAUGGACGGGGGCGCCAAAAAGAUGCUCAGCCUUUGCUCGUCCUUGCCUUGUAUGAUCCCCAUCCAGCCGCUGGGCUACGAAAUGCCGUCCAAGGCUCUGCUCAACUACACCGAGCUUUGGAAGAGUAGCCUCCGGAGCGGCGGCGGCGGCGGCGGCGGCGGCGGAGGUGGUGGCGGUGGGAGCAGCGGGGGACCCCAGCUCUGCGGUGCCAGCGGCUUGUGCAAAGCCAACUGCGGCAUGUGCUGCAAAGCGGAGUUGAGCCUGGCCCCGUCCGUGCUGCCCACCGGCAGGGUCAUCAAGCCUCAGGUCAUCAACCAGGCCGUGGGGCUGCCGGGCAAUGGCUCCCUCUAUUACUUCAACUACCUGGAGUCCUCGGCGUAUCCCCCGUCGGAGCUACUCAAUGGGCACCUCUUCCCCUCCAGCAUCCUCAACUCCCAGUCCCAGGCGUCCCUGGCCACCCAUCAGAAACUCUUCUUGUUGGAGAACGCCAAGCUGGCCACGUUGGCCGCGGACAAAUUCCCCCAUCCCCCUUACCCCCACAAAGAACGCCUGCCCGGGCAGCUGGACCAGGUAAUGAAGGAGAAUACUGCACUGACGGCGGAGCGUAACGGGGCCAAGAGUCACGGUAAACUGGCGGCGAGCUCCGCUGACGGCAAGCCCAAGAACUUCACCUGCGAAGUGUGCGGAAAGGUGUUUAACGCUCACUAUAACCUCACUCGUCACAUGCCGGUCCACACGGGAGCCAGGCCGUUUGUCUGCAAAGUCUGCGGGAAGGGCUUUCGGCAAGCCAGUACCUUGUGCAGACACAAAAUCAUCCACACCCAGGAAAAACCUCACAAAUGCAACCAGUGCGGCAAAGCCUUUAACCGGAGCUCCACGCUUAACACGCACAUCCGAAUCCACGCGGGCUACAAGCCUUUCGUCUGCGAAUUCUGCGGGAAAGGGUUCCACCAAAAAGGAAACUACAAAAAUCACAAACUGACCCACAGUGGGGAAAAACAGUACAAGUGUACCAUCUGCAACAAGGCCUUCCACCAGAUUUAUAACUUGACUUUUCAUAUGCACACCCACAAUGACAAGAAGCCUUUCACGUGUGCCACUUGUGGGAAAGGAUUUUGCAGAAACUUUGAUCUAAAGAAGCACGUGAGGAAACUCCACGACAGUGUGGCCCCGGGAGCUCCUUCCACAAAGGACUUGCCCCGGACUGUGCAGAGCUGAAAGCUUCGGCUCCAAACAGGACCUGGUUCCUCUCCCUCCACACCACCUGACCCUCGGAGACCAGAGAGAGACACUGAUUUCUAAGAUUUAAAUAGAUACAUAUAUAAAUAUAAAUAUAUAUAUAUAUAUACAUACAGCAGAGAGGUUAGAUCUAUUUAUCGAAACCAACAUCUAUUUUGGAAAGCUAAAAUGUCUCCCUAUGAAUAGGGAGCAGAAUUGUGCAAACACACCCCCAGACACACACGUGUACAGAAAGGGGAAAACUUAUUUAAAGUGAAGUUCAGGACCUCAGAGCUCCCCGGAGACAUUUGA
Messenger RNA from Phascolarctos cinereus (koala), 1731 nucleotides. RefSeq names its product FEZ family zinc finger 2 (gene FEZF2). Lineage: Eukaryota; Metazoa; Chordata; Mammalia; Diprotodontia; Phascolarctidae. Gene Ontology annotation, molecular function: DNA-binding transcription factor activity, RNA polymerase II-specific. Gene Ontology annotation, biological process: regulation of transcription by RNA polymerase II. Gene Ontology annotation, cellular component: nucleus. The record is from RefSeq and is a predicted model, not a curated record.